AUGGCAGCGCCCCUGAGCAGACCUCGAUGUUUACAUGGUCUUGUAUCGCCGUCACCUUUCAGCGUCUUUCUACCGUCCAUCGCACCUAUAUCGCGCGCCUCACGCUCCUUUGCCACCGCAAUCAACGAGCCGUCUGCAACCGAAUCACUAACACACAAGCCUCGAGUGCGGCCAACAAAGUUCGUAGAUAAGCUCAACACCGGUCCAUCCUUCUCGGACUUUGUUGGCGGCAAUGAACCACCACUCGAGCCGCCGGAGGCCUACGCGCUGAAGACUGCUAUGGUGGGUCCGAAGGGGAAACAGAAAGAAAUCACACGCCUACCCUCUUGGCUCAAAACACCCAUACCGGACAGUUCGAACUACAAGAAGAUCAAAAAUGAUCUCCGGGGACUCAACUUACAUACUGUGUGUGAAGAAGCACGUUGUCCCAAUAUCUCAGAUUGUUGGGGGGGGAGCUCAAAAUCACAAGCUACUGCCACAAUCAUGCUCAUGGGAGACACCUGUACACGAGGAUGUCGAUUCUGUAGUGUGAAGACCUCGAAAGCCCCGCCUCCACUCGAUCCUCAUGAGCCGGAACACACUGCAGAAGCGCUGUCCAGGUGGGGUCUAGGCUACGUGGUGCUAACCUCAGUGGAUCGGGAUGAUCUUGCUGAUGGCGGUGCAAGACAUUUCGCCGAGACCGUUAUGAAGAUCAAAUCGAAAGCUCCCGGAAUGCUAGUCGAAUGCUUGACCGGCGACUAUGCCGGAGAUCUGGAGAUGGUGUCCUUGGUGGCUCGAAGUGGUCUUGACGUCUAUGCGCAUAACGUCGAAACAGUUGAGGCCCUAACGCCACAAGUCCGCGACCGAAGAGCGAAGUUCCGACAGUCUCUGGCCGUCCUGGAAGCGGCCAAAGCUGCCAGACCUAGCCUGAUCACCAAAACUUCUAUUAUGCUUGGUCUUGGCGAGAACGAGGAACAGCUUUGGGCAACCUUGAGGGAAUUAAGGAGGAUAGACGUCGACGUCGUCACAUUCGGCCAAUAUAUGCGACCGACAAAAAGGCACAUGCCAGUCCACGAAUAUGUGACACCUGAGGUAUUCGAGCUCUGGAGGCAGAGAGCUCUGGGUAUGGGUUUCCUUUACUGCGCAAGUGGUCCUCUGGUGCGAAGCUCUUACAAAGCCGGAGAGGCUUUCAUUGAGAAUGUAUUGAAGAAGCGAAAAGCGGGUCGUCACGAAACUGCAGCGGCCGCAAUGGCCGAGCAGUCCGUCUCUGGAAUGUCUAUUUAA
Molecule: messenger RNA, 1263 nt
Organism: Endocarpon pusillum Z07020
Lineage: Eukaryota; Fungi; Ascomycota; Eurotiomycetes; Verrucariales; Verrucariaceae
Product: Lipoyl synthase
Exons: 1
Coding region: 1-1263 (420 amino acids)
Biological process (GO): lipoate biosynthetic process
Cellular component (GO): mitochondrion
Molecular function (GO): lipoate synthase activity; 4 iron, 4 sulfur cluster binding
Source: RefSeq, a predicted model, not a curated record